Tuber melanosporum (Perigord truffle) is the source of this 743-nucleotide messenger RNA. RefSeq lists its product as uncharacterized. The record is from RefSeq and is a predicted model, not a curated record. The transcript has 5 exons. Gene Ontology annotation, cellular component: actin cytoskeleton; cytoplasm; vesicle. NCBI's taxonomy places the organism in Eukaryota, Fungi, Ascomycota, Pezizomycetes, Pezizales, Tuberaceae. Bases 162 to 743 code for a protein of 193 amino acids. Gene Ontology annotation, biological process: vesicle transport along actin filament; actin filament organization. Gene Ontology annotation, molecular function: microfilament motor activity; actin filament binding; ATP binding.
CUCCACUUCUGUCCUUCAUUAUUAUUAUCCUACUUCUCCAUCUCCUAAACGUAACCCUCAACCUCUUUGUUUUUUUUUAGACCCCGUUUGGAAAGAAGCGAGAUUCGUGCUGUGGUCUUCCCUGAACAGCCUGGGACAGCAACAGCUGCCGUCUUAGAGUUAUGGCGCACACUUACAAUCUCGACACCGGUGCCUGGAUUCAGGAUACCCAUGAGGGAUGGGUUUCUUCGAAGGUUGUUUCCAAGAAUGUAGGGGGAGAUAAAGCAACUCUAGUUUUUGAGAUUACUUCAGGAGACCGAAUCGGUGAGAAAAUCACCACUACUUCAACACUUGCGGCUCUUGAAGGAAAUGCUGAGGAUAAGCACCUUCCGCCUUUAAUGAAUCCACCUGUUUUGGAGGCUUCCGAUGAUCUGACCAGUUUAUCCCAUUUGAAUGAACCGGCUGUUCUGCAAGCUAUUAAACUCAGAUAUGCUAAACGGGAGAUUUAUACAUACUCCGGAAUUGUUCUCAUUGCGACAAAUCCUUUUGAUCGGAUGGACUACCUCUAUGACCCUGGACUUAUUCAAGCCUAUGCUGGUAAACGACGUGGGGAUCAAGAUCCGCAUUUGUUUGCGAUUGCUGAUACUGCCUACCAGGCAAUGGUUCGAGAUAAAAAGAAUCAAACAAUUGUGGUAUCCGGAGAAUCUGGCGCCGGAAAAACGGUCAGUGCCAAAUAUAUUAUGAGAUAUUUUGCAACGUCAUGA